Molecule: messenger RNA, 7236 nt
Organism: Malaclemys terrapin pileata
Lineage: Eukaryota; Metazoa; Chordata; Testudines; Emydidae
Gene: FOXP1
Product: forkhead box P1
Exons: 21
Coding region: 576-2606 (676 amino acids)
Biological process (GO): regulation of transcription by RNA polymerase II
Cellular component (GO): nucleus
Molecular function (GO): RNA polymerase II cis-regulatory region sequence-specific DNA binding; DNA-binding transcription repressor activity, RNA polymerase II-specific
Source: RefSeq, a predicted model, not a curated record
UUUAUUGUGCGGCUGUUGCACGCUGUGCCUGCUGCCCAGGCUCGGCGCAUGGGGCUUGCCCGGCUAGAGUACAGGGAGGGACGGGCAGGCAGACUCACCCGCGCUGGGGGAGCCCGUAGUGGGCACCGACAGGCCGUCUCCAGCGGAGCCCAAAGUUUUGCCUGCCGGAGCAGCAGCAGCCUUUGCUGAGGAGCUGUGUACUGGCGAUCAUUCACUCAGAGCCUCUCUCACUGCUAUCUCCCGUCAAUCUCCUGAGAACCACUUUCUGAGUGAUUCCAGCUUCCGAAUAUGGUUCCCAUGGUAGGGGUUUUGAUCCCUUGCCAGAUUUGCCCUGAGCCAUGAGUGAAUAUGUGUAAUGCCCACAAGUAAAACUGGGUAAGAAGAGUGACCUUUUUGGGUGGCUGUAACUGAAGAUUGCUUUGCAGAAGCAACUAAAGUAGAAGGGAGAGAGCACUCCUGCAAGACGACUAGCACAGUAAUAGAGCAUCUGAUGGCUAGAAAAUUCUGUGUGGAACAAACAAGGACUUAGAAGGUCUAGGACAAAGGGAUAGGGCUAUGAACAAGGUUUUUGAGUCAUGAUGCAAGAAUCUGGGAUUGAGACAAAAAGUAACGGUUCAGCUAUUCAGAAUGGAGCAAGCAGUGGCAACCAUUUACUAGAGUGCAGUCUACGGGAAGUGAGAUCCAACGGUGAGACACCUUCAGUUGAAAUUGGGGCUGCAGAUUUAGCACAUCUUCAGCAACAGCAGGCUCUGCAGGUGGCACGGCAGUUUCUACUGCAGCAACAGCAGCAGCAACAAGUUAGUGGAUUAAAGUCACCCAAGAGGAAUGACAAACAACCAGCCCUUCAGGUUCCAGUGUCAGUGGCUAUGAUGACACCUCAAGUUAUCACUCCCCAACAAAUGCAGCAGAUCCUCCAGCAACAAGUGCUAACUCCCCAGCAACUCCAGGUCCUGCUCCAGCAGCAGCAGGCACUCAUGCUUCAACAGCAGCAGCUUCAAGAGUUUUAUAAGAAACAACAGGAACAGUUGCAGCUUCAACUUUUACAGCAACAACAUGCUGGAAAACAGCCUAAAGAGCCACAGCAACAGCAAGUGGCUACACAGCAGUUGGCCUUUCAGCAGCAGCUCUUACAGAUGCAACAACUGCAGCAGCAGCAUCUCCUGUCUUUGCAGCGUCAAGGUCUGCUAACAAUCCAGCCUGGCCAGGCUACGCUGCCUUUGCAGCCUCUUGCUCAAGGCAUGAUUCCAACAGAACUGCAGCAGCUCUGGAAAGAAGUGACAAGCUCUCAUACAGCAGAGGAAAUAGCAAGCAACAACCACAGCAGUUUGGACCUGUCCACCACAUGUGUCUCCUCUUCAGCACCUUCUAAGACCUCCUUAAUAAUAAACCCACAUGCCUCAACUAAUGGACAGCUAUCGGUCCACACUCCUAAAAGGGAGAGUUUAUCCCACGAGGAGCACUCACAUAGCCAUCCGCUUUAUGGACAUGGUGUAUGCAAAUGGCCAGGCUGUGAAGCAGUUUGUGAAGACUUCCAGUCAUUUCUAAAACAUCUCAACAAUGAGCAUGCGCUGGAUGAUAGAAGUACAGCCCAAUGUAGAGUACAAAUGCAGGUUGUUCAGCAGUUAGAGCUACAGCUUGCAAAAGACAAAGAGCGCCUGCAAGCUAUGAUGACACACCUGCAUGUGAAGUCAACUGAACCAAAAGCCACCCCUCAGCCUCUGAAUCUGGUAUCAAGUGUCACACUGUCAAAGACGGCCUCUGAGGCUUCUCCACAGAGCUUACCUCAUACUCCGACCACCCCAACUACACCCAUCACUCCUGUCAUCCAGGGACCUUCUGUCAUCACUACCACCAGCAUGCACAACGUUGAACCAAUCAGGAGGCGGUGCCCUAAUAAAUACAAUGUGGCCAUUUCUUCAGCAGAUCUUGCUCAGAACCAAGAAUUUUAUAAGAACGCAGAGGUUAGACCACCAUUCACGUAUGCAUCUUUAAUUAGGCAGGCUAUCCUCGAAUCUCCAGAAAAGCAACUAACACUAAAUGAAAUCUACAACUGGUUCACACGAAUGUUUGCUUACUUCAGACGCAAUGCAGCGACAUGGAAGAAUGCAGUGCGUCAUAAUCUUAGUCUUCACAAGUGUUUUGUGCGAGUAGAAAACGUUAAAGGGGCAGUAUGGACAGUGGAUGAACUAGAGUUCCAAAAACGAAGGCCACAAAAGAUCAGUGGUAACCCUUCUCUUAUUAAAAACAUACAGACCAGCCACACCUACUGCACACCUCUCAAUGCUGCUUUACAGGCUUCAAUGGCUGAUAAUAGUAUACCUCUUUACACUACUGCUUCCAUGGGAAACCCCACUCUGGGCAAUUUAGCCAAUGCUAUGAGGGAAGAUCUUAAUGGUGCAAUGGAGCAUACGAACAGUAAUGAGAGUGACAGUAGUCCAGGACGUUCCCCUAUGCAAGCAAUGCACCCUGUGCAUGUCAAAGAAGAACCGUUGGAUCCAGACGAAAAUGAAGGCCCGCUAUCCUUAGUAACAACAGCCAAUCACAGUCCAGAUUUUGAUCAUGACAGAGAUUAUGAAGAUGAACCUGUAAAUGAGGACAUAGAAUGAGUAUGUCUGACGUCAUUAUCCUGAGAAUGAAGAUUGGAAAAACACGUCAAAUUUAGCUGUGAAAUCUCUCCAUUAUUGUACAGUCUGGAGGAUUUUCAGUACACUUUGACAACUAUGAAAUAUGUUAACUCUUAGUGCCAUCAAGUAUCCCAUUUGGGAGUAUUUUUGAUUUUUCUACUUUUUGUUGAAAAAAGGAAUUUGUACUCUGUGCAUUGGAUGGACUUGUUUGGUACUUGGGAUUUUCCUCUCUUACAGUCAACAUCAGUGUUGUAAAUUUGCUAAACUGAUUCACUUACUCACAUUUAGCAGCAGGUUUUGGACUGCAGUCCUGCCAAUUUUGGACACUGAGGACAUCAAACUCUGAGCAUGUACACCUAAACUGCAGAUCAAGCCUUUGCCCAGAUUUUAAGGAUUCCAAUGGACAACAUAUUUGCACAGUACUGCAUGUUGGUUAUCACUGCCUUUACUCCUUUUUUUUUUUUCUUUGCUUCCAUUUGGGAUGGGGAAGGCAUGUGUGUGUGCGCGCGCGCGUGUGUGUGUGUGUAUGUGUACUGGCGAGGGGUUACAAGAAAUAUUAUCCCAAACUUUUUAAUGUAUUGCUUUUAUUCCCCCCCUCCCCCCUUCUGCUCUACCAUUUUAAGUUCUGACCUCAGGCCACAUCUCGGCCCAGGGCCUUUUGAAGGCCUAACGUUUUCUGUACUUUGUGAUGAAUGUUAAUAGGUGUUUUUAUUAUACGAAGCUGAAUGUCAUUGAAUUGUUUGUAGUUUUUUCCGUCAUUCAUUCCAGUCUCCUUCAGAUGCCACCAUGUUUUCUUUAGCUAUGGAAAACAUUCCAUUUUGGUGUCUGUUUUUUUUAAAAGGUCCCAAAUGCUGCACUGUACACACCGAAGGGUCGUCCAACAGAGAGAGAGAGAGAGAAAAGAAGUACUGUAAGAAUGAGAAUGAAUGACAGAUGAACACAAAAAUACUGUAGGAAGCAACAUAAAUUCAUUCCACAAAGCAGUGUUUUUUUUAUUUUUGGUUUUGGUUUUUGAUUUUUUGGCAGCAAUGGUGAAUAUUAGCAAAUGCCACAAAAUUGAACAGCACAAAGAAACAUAUGCAGCACCAACAGAAUUCACUUCAUUAGAGAAUGAAUACUACAGUGGCAGGCUCUCAGUUGUUUAACAUGAGUUUUAAUGGGCCAACAAAUCUUUCUGGAAUAUCUAAGAUUACCAAGAUGGGUACCUAUACAUUUAUUAUUAUUUUUCAUUUGCGAAUAGUGGUUGGAAAGAUGACUUCAUUAAACUGUUGUAAUACAUGGCGAUGUUUCUCAGUUAAACAUCAGUUCAGGAUUGCUUGGUGGCAUUAAUCUGUUCGAAUACAAAUUAGAUUUCAGAUUGAACUUGUUAUGGCAGUUAAUAAGGACUGAGCCCACUAAUGCUAAAGUGUUAAUAAUUUCAACUGUGCAAAUUCUGUACUGCAGUUAAGAUUGUUAUGCAAUAUUACACCAGCCAGUAUCAAAACCUCACAGUAGAAAACAGUAAACAGUGGGAUGGGGGGGGGGAAGGAAAUAGCACUGGGGCUUGUUUGGUAAAACUGGCAGUGCUCUUCAAAGCAAACAUUACAUACAGAAAGCUGUUGUUACAGGUCAGUACACCUCAGUCACCAAACACCUAAACACUUUCAUUCUGCAACCACUUUUCUGUCACUCAUUUAUUUAUGUAGGACUGUAGCUUUUUGUUUAAUUAUUAUUAUUUCAAAAAAAGCCUUUCAGAGCUUAAUUUAUAUUCUUCUUUGUACCUUCCCCCCCCUAAAAUUACCAAAGAUAUUACACAAAGGUAAAUUAUGUUCUCUAUUAUAUGCUUUAUCUUAUGAAGCCAAAUAUCCUCUUAUUGUUGAUCAAGGGAGGUUGAAGAAUUUAGAGGGAAAUGACAAGAUAUGGGCUAUUGCUAACCUGAGAGGGAAACUGCUCCUUUAUUCUAGUAAAUUUAGAUGGCUAAGCAGAUGACUGAACCAAAGUUACUUUUUAUUCGUAGUCCUUUACAGCGACCAAACCGAAAUUCUGUAAAGAGAAAUCGAGAAGAGCUUUUGGACUAAAACUAGGAAACAGUGUUACAGGGGGAGCCAUAAGAAGGGAGCUGGAGAAAGCAAGUGCAGUUAUUGUGCAGAAAAUUGGAGUAUCAAAUAAAGGAGACAGUUUAAUAAAAUACAAAAGAGAACAGAAAAGCUCCCACAAUUUUACUGGACCACAUAAUAGUAUUCCUAGAAUUAAAAAAAAAAAAAAUAUUUUUUGGGGUCUUUGUUUUUAUAGAUUGUAUGCCACUUUUGUUUAAGGAUUGUGCUAAAACGACUGCUUUAAUUUUGGUUUAUCUUGGCACAUUUGCUGAGUUUUGUUUAGUUUUUGAUCAGCAUUUUUCAUAAGGAAAUAACACUCCUGUCCACACAUAAGCUUUGGUACAAGAAAUUUUAUUGGCAGUUACUUUUCUGAAGUUCAACUCUGCAUUCUGUUUUUAAAAGAGAGAAAAGAAAAGGGGAAAAAAAGGGCAGUCUGUGGUCAUUUGAAACUUUUUUUUUUUUUAAUUAUAUCCAGGCAGCUUCAUGAUGUGCCGGCAGUAGCCAGAUGGGGAUCAUGAGAAGUGGUCCCUGUGCUUCUAAACUGAGUGGUUCGCUGGUUAGUUCGGUAUUCAAAAGAGGAUAAAAAUCUGGUAGAUUAGUUCAUUCUCAGCAUGUGUAGCUAGACAUGAGUAAAGAUAACAGCAUGAGAAACUGUUAGUACGCAUACCUCAGUUCAAACUGUUAGGGAAUGAGUAAAUAAAAAAUACAUUUCACUCAGUUGCACUUAGUUGUAUGUCUUGCAUGCUUAGUCUAAAGACUGUAGCAAAAUAAAGAAAGAAAAAGAGAAAAAGAAAUAAAAAUUAGAUUUUAACAUAUCUGGCAGGUGUCACAGCCUUGCAGAAGAACCAACUGAAAAUCUCAGGCUUUACAUCAAGCAAACUUCACUAUGAUUUUUACAGUUCUGAUUCUGUAUCCCUUUGGAUAUACAGUUGCUUCUUUAGGGUGGGGUUUAUUAUGUUGUACAUAUAUAUCCCAAUGUGUCUGUGUGAGCCUUUGUCUUUUUUGGGGGGAGGAGGGAGAAAAGGGGAAAAGGUCCUUUUUUUUUUUUUUAGAUACCAUUCCUCAAAAGGAAUAAAUGCAUACCUGUUUGUCAAAACACCUUUUGCUUUUUGUGCAACUGCUUUAUAUUAACUAUACUAAAAAAAAAUAGCUUUGGAAAAAAAAACUACUGUAUGUAAUGGAAUUGCAGAAUAUGCUGCACGCGUAUUUUAUUUAGUUAUCCUUGCUUUAAGAAUAUUGGAUGACAUUGCUGACAUGUGGGAGAAAAUCCCUGACUUUUUUUUUUUUUUUUUUUUUGCUUUUAAAUUGUAACAUAGUUGACAGAUUAUUUUUUUCUCCUGUUAUCAUUGAUCGAAGCCUCUUUUGUACAGUUUGUGUUAAGCUGGGGUUUUUUUUGUUUGUUUGGGUUUUUUUAUACUUUCCCACCCCUUCUGUUAUCUUACCACUGCCAUUUCUGGCUGUCUUAAACAAAGGUUCAUACAUUUGAAAAGUAAAAAAAAAAAAAAAAAAAAAAAAAAAAGUUGUUUUAAAAAUGUUUUUCUCCUGCUGCAGUAAAUAUUUUGCAUGAUGAAUUCCAGGGUCACACUUUCAAAGUUUAUCAGUGAAGUAGUGAUUAAUAAUGGGGCGUGUCAAACUAUUGAACUUUUGUAUAAAGAAAAAAAAAACUUUACAAGGUGCCAAGAUGUAAAGACAAUUUGUUACAUGUUUUUUUUCUCAAAGAAAAGCGUACAUUAUGAAAGUAGUACCAUGUAUCAGGUAAAUCGCUGUCAGGAAUGAGAGUCAAAGCCUUCCUUGUCCACAAAGAAAAGUUUGUAAAUGUAAAACCUGUUAGGUUUCUGCAUUUGACUAGAAGUGAUAUGAAAAAUCAAGGCUUAUGUAGAACAACGGUGACCACAAAAUAUUACCUUUUUUGAUUGUCGCUUAUGAGAGUUCAAGUAUAAUUCCCAGCACUCUUCUUAAACUCAGAUUUUGGGAGAGAGAAUGGGGCAGGGAUUGUGAUUCUACAGAUACUGCAGAUCAUUAGAUAUUUUAUAUAUGCGUAUGUAUAAAAGUUUUUAAAAAUAAUUUUAAACUAUUGUAGUUUUCAGAUUGCCAACAAGCUACAUUCCUUAUAGCGUGGAGAAUGUGUUAAACUCUUUUGAAAUCCUUUGGUACCUUUGGUUAAUGUACUCAGACUGAAUUUUUAGAUGUUUCAGAAAUCACUUAGCGUUCUAGUCUUGAGAGUAAAAUUUGCAGUUAUGACUGCAUUUUAAUGGACCCAGAGUAGGUAACAAAAUAUCUUCUACCCAUAAGCCUUGAUGAAAAUGGUACAGUCCAGACUGUUAGCAUGGUGCUUCAUGUGUAUGUGCUGCCAGUAACGAGAUUUUUUUUUGAUAAGGCAUAAAAGAAACUCAUUCCUUACAUCAACUGUAAUUCCAUCAUUCCAUGUCUGUUGAUACAGACAAUAAAAAAUGUUGUGUAGUCAGUACUAAUUACUGACAUUAUAGCAUUCUCAAAUGCAAUAAAAUGCUGGUUGUUCACACUGGUAAUACAAGUUG